This is a messenger RNA of Galleria mellonella (greater wax moth), 1261 nucleotides long. Its product is annotated as 26S proteasome non-ATPase regulatory subunit 10-like. The transcript has 5 exons. The record is from RefSeq and is a predicted model, not a curated record. The coding region runs from base 547 to 1224 and encodes 225 amino acids. NCBI's taxonomy places the organism in Eukaryota, Metazoa, Arthropoda, Insecta, Lepidoptera, Pyralidae. Gene Ontology annotation, molecular function: protein binding.
GAGCCACAGACAGCCCUCUAUGUCGAGGGGGCCUCUAUGUCGAGGCAGCUGCUCACGUAAUCUUGGAAUGUGAGGCUGUGGCCCAUCAACGUUUAGAAAUCCUCGGAACGGUGAGGUCACUCUGUGAGGCCUGUGAAGAACCCAGGAAGCUUUUGUGCUUCUGGACGGAGCUAGGUUGGCUGCACUAGCCACGACUCAUACGUACAAUGGCCCAAAUGAGAGGCUAAGCGCGGAAAAUGGAGUCCUUUUCACAUUCACACAUUCACAUUCCUGAUGAAUUUAUCAUGAUGGGCUAACUGGCCUAUUUUUAUUCUCAUCUACCACCUUUCACUGGUGCUCCGCCAGUGAAUCCCGUUAGCGCAAGCGGAAGCUACUAUACCAUUUUCACCCAUCAAACGGUUUACGCCAGCAGCACAAGAGUGAGGAUCGAAAGAUAAAGAUGAAAACGCAGUGAUUUUUAAUUUAUAAAAUCUAAUUAUCUACACUUGGACUGAAGAUUACAGUUAUAAUACUAAUUUAUUUAUAAGCACUAUUACAAAUUCCAAUAUGUCUAUUGGAUCAGUUUUUGAAAUGGCUUACAAAGGGGAUUUAAAUCAGGUUAAAGUUAAAAUCGAUCAAGACAGUGGAAUAGUUUCUCAGCGGGACUCGAAUGGUCGUCAACUUCUUCAUUGGGCAGCCCUUAGUGGAAAUAUACAUCUUGUAGAAUAUUUAAUUGACUGUGGAAGUAUUGUAAAUUCGGUGGACGAUACAGGAUCUACACCACUUAUAUUAGCUGCAUCUGCUGGGAAAAGUGAAGUUGUUUUAUUAUUGAUUGGUAAAGGAGCAGAUAUUAAUCAUAAAACAAAUCGUGGCCAGUCAUCAUUGCAUUAUGCAUGCUCCAAAGGACAUUAUUCGGUAGCAAAAAUAUUAAUUGAGAAUGACGCAAAUGUAAAUAAUACUGAUGUGCUAAAUGCAACUCCGUUACACAGAGCUGCUGCUCAAGGCAGGAAUAACAUUGUCGAAUUACUUUUGUUGUCCCCCAAAAUAAAGGUGGAUCUCUGUGAUUCCACUGGCUCGACACCUUUACAUCUAGCUUGUGAAGAGGAUAGAGAAGCUGUCGCUUGUAUGUUAGUAAAAGCAGGGGCAGAUAUACAUAUUAAAAAUAAAGAAGAAAAAUCACCACUUAAUAUGUGCUCGUCCAAACUAAAUAAAUGUUUAACUGGAUUAAUGGAAGAAUAUUCGUAAAAUAUUACUAUCAAAUAAAACUUUAUUCAACACAUUA